AUGGAUCGUAAAGCUACUCGUGAUGUAGCAAAGAAGGACCGACGAAAAAAUGCAAGUGCACCUGAUUUACUAAGCAGCAUGAAACAAGAUGAUGAUCGUCUACGCAAUGUGAGGUGUAGCAACUUUGUAGCCGGCCCCAGGCAUUGGUCCGCUGCACCGGCACGCAGACUCUGGAGCUACCUGGUGCGCCAGGAGCCGGUGCAAGAGCUGUUCAUCCGCUGCGUGUUCGGCAAACGACGCAGUGCGCCCAGUAUCACAGAGCUGGUGGAGAGCGUGAGCGGAGAACGUGACAGGCCCGACGCCGCAGGCCACAACCUGCCUGAACCUGUCCGAAUCAUCCAUAAGGAACAGGACUCCAUCACUGCUUUCUGCCUCAACAAUGUGAGUACGGGUCUGCUCGCCUUGGCCACGCCACGAGAGGUGCAAGAGAUGGACAUAUCGCUGUUGCUUGAGAUGCCGUCUUGGCUGGAAGAUGAGUGUGAACUGGACCUCAUGAGUCUCAACAAGGAACCGGAACUUCUGCCUACUAGCGGAUUUCUGGUAAAUUCAGACACCCACCCGACAAACCAGUGGUUCAGAACCCCGCCAACAACCCUGGUGGGGCCACCAGCCCUCAGGGGGGCUUGGCGGGGCAGACGGGACGUGGGGCCUGCUCGGUGUUUCGAAUUAGGAACAAACAUUAAACCAAUAAUAAACUCAGUGUUUACCGACACCAUUUUUAACGAAACUGCCACCGACGGGACUAAAUGUGUGCACGCGUGCCCGACGGUAUGUUCUGGUUCUGUGUGGCACUGUCUCGCUGGCGACAGCGGCGGAGCAGCCUCGCCUCUCACGACUGGUGCCACUCUGUGUGUUGGACAGGUGAAGACGGAGGCGGCGAAUGGCGCGGGUGGAGGUGCAAGCAAGGGCGGGGGGAAAGCUCUGCCGGUGCUGAAACACAGAGUAGACAAUAUCAGGAGAGUCAGUGCUCACCCACUCCUUCCUCUGUAUCUGACCGGCUCGCAAGACGGUUCGGUGCAGAUGUGGGAGUGGGGGCACGCAGCAGCAGUGACAGUGGCGCGCCCCAGUGGCACAUUCGCCAAGGUCACUCGUGUGCGCUUCAGCCAGCACGGCAACAAGUUCGGUGUGUCGCAGACGGUGAUGGAAACCUUUCACUCUUCCAGUCCCAGGUCGGGACCAGUGCGCAGGGCUCCCGCCCCUUCUUU
Homalodisca vitripennis (glassy-winged sharpshooter) is the source of this 1205-nucleotide messenger RNA. RefSeq names its product dmX-like protein 1. Gene Ontology annotation, biological process: vacuolar acidification. Gene Ontology annotation, cellular component: RAVE complex. The record is from RefSeq and is a predicted model, not a curated record. NCBI's taxonomy places the organism in Eukaryota, Metazoa, Arthropoda, Insecta, Hemiptera, Cicadellidae. Gene Ontology annotation, molecular function: protein binding. The transcript is spliced from 7 exons. The annotation marks the transcript as partial.